CAUAUUCCACAAGAUUUUGAAAUGGCUCUACGCAACGAAGGUAUUUGGCCUGAUCGUCCUGGUUCUGAGGCGUUGUAUUAUCAUCGUAAUGUUCACCGUGCCGAUAUCUUUCAAGGUGUUGAGGGUCUAUUGGGGACUAAAGGCGAACCCUGGGGUACCUUCCGAUCAACUGUUAAUCCAGUGCUAAUGCAACCAAAGAAUGUACGUUUGUACUUUCACAAAAUGUCACAGGUCAAUAAGGAAUUUAUGGACAGAAUCCGUCAAAUUCGUGAUCCCCAAACACAGGAGGUACCCGAUACAUUUGAAGAAGAAAUCAAUCGCUGGACUUUGGAAUCAGUAUCUGUGGUAGCGUUAGAUAAGCAACUGGGAUUGAUUAGCAAAAAUCGUGAUAAUCCUGCAGCAAAGCGGCUGUUCCAGGCCCUAAACGAUUUCUUUGCCAAUUCAUUGGAAAUUGAAUUGAAACCAUCGAUUUGGAAAUACUACAAGACCAAAACAUUUAAAAAUCUAAUGAAAAGUUUAGAUGAAAUCACAAAUGUCACAAAUGGUUAUGUUGAAGAGGCUAUUAGGAGGCUGGAAGAGGAUCGUAAAAAUGGUAUACCCGAAAAACCCGAUAAUGAGAAAAGUGUUUUGGAGAAACUCAUCAAAAUCGAUAAGAAAAUUGCCAUGGUCAUGGCCAUGGAUAUGUUGAUGGCUGGUGUGGAUACGACAUCGACAACCUUCGCUGGCCUGCUGCUGUGCCUGGCCAAAAAUCCCGAAAAACAGGAAAAACUACGCGAUGAAGUUCGCCGGCUAUUACCCGAAAAAGAUUCUGAAUUCGAUGAGGCCGCAUUUAAAAAUAUGCCCUAUUUGAGAGCUUGCAUUAAAGAAUCCCUACGCGUUUAUCCAUUGGCCGGUGGUAAUGCUCGUGUAUCAGCCAAGGAUAUUGUAUUAAGUGGUUAUCAGGUGCCCAAAGGAACUGAAAUUAUAAUGGUAUCAACUUCGCUGUUGAAAGAUGAUAAUCAUUAUCCCAGAGCUAAAGAAUAUUUACCAGAACGUUGGCUUAGACCUACGAAGGAAACCGUAGGCUCUACAGAAUGUCCACAUGCCUUAAAGGCUAGCAGUCCAUUUAUAUAUUUACCGUUUGGUUUUGGUUCCCGCAGUUGUAUUGGACGUCGUAUUGUCGAAAUGGAACUGGAAUUGGGUAUUGCUCGAUUGAUCCGGAAUUUCAAUGUGGAAUUUAAUUAUCCCACUGAGAAAGCCUUCAAGAGUUUGCUGAUUAAUGUUCCCAAUAUUCCGUUGAAAUUUAAAUUUACCGAUGUUAGGUGUCGUUUGCGCUCCACCGUUGCCCCAGCUGCAACAGCAGUGGAAACCGAUUUGGUAAACAAUCGUGUAGAAUGGGAAAAGGCUAAACCCUUCGAUGAAAUACCCACAAUGGGCGCAUUGAAAUUCCUUCGCAAUUUUCUACCGGGUGGAAAAUAUGCCAAAAUAGGCCCCAUUGGUCGUCUAAAAAUAUUUCCCGGCCGUCCAUAUAUUGCGUUCACUCAUAAUCAAAAAAAAUUUUAAAUGGCAUUCCGCAAUGAAGGUAUUUGGCCAGAACGCCCUGGUUCAGAGUCGUUAUAUUAUCAUCGUAGUGUACAUCGUGCGGACUUCUUUCAAGGUGUUGAGGGUCUUAUCGGAACAAAUGGUGAUAAAUGGGGUACAUUUCGAUCGGUUGUAAAUCCCGUACUAAUGCAACCCAAAAAUGUCCGCUUGUACUAUCAAAAAAUGUCUCAGGUUAAUAAGGAAUUUAUGGAAAGAAUCCGACAAAUUCGUGAUCCCCAGACAUUGGAAGUCCCCGACACCUUCGAAGAAGAAAUCAAUCGUUGGACUCUAGAAUCCGUAUCUGUGGUGGCAUUAGAUAGACAAUUGGGUCUAUUAAGUACAAAUCGCGAUGAUCCAACAACAAAGCGAAUGUUUCAAGCCUUAACCGAUUUCUUCACCUAUUCGCUGGAAGUUGAAUUUAAGCCAUCCAUAUGGAAAUACUACAAGACCCCAACAUUUAUGAAAUUAAUGAAAAGUUUAGAUGAAAUCACGGAUAUUACAAAGGGCUAUGUUGAAGAGGCCAUUGCACGGCUGGAGGAAGAACGUAAAAGUGGGGUUCCCGAAAAACCCGAUCAUGAGAAAAGUGUUUUGGAAAAGUUGGUGAAAAUCGACAAGAAAAUUGCCAUGGUUAUGGCCAUGGAUAUGUUAAUGGCUGGGGUGGAUACGACCUCAUCAACCUUCGCUGGCAUUCUGUUGUGUUUGGCGAAAAAUCCCGAUAAGCAGCAGAUAUUGCGUGAAGAAGUACGAAAACCAUUACCCCACAAAGAAUCGGAAUUCAAUGAAACGGUUUUCAAAAAUAUGCCCUAUUUGAGGGCUUGCAUCAAGGAAUCCCUACGUAUUUAUCCAUUGACGGUGGGUAAUGCCCGAUCACCGGCCAAGGAUGUGGUGCUGAGUGGUUAUCGUGUACCCAAGGGAACACAAGUUUCAAUGUCAAUUACAUCACUGGUCCGCGAUGAUAAACAUUAUCCAAGAGCAGGGGAAUUUUUACCCGAACGUUGGCUGAGAGAAGCUAAGGAUACAAAGGAGGCUACCACCUCUGGAUGUCCACAUGCCUUAAAGUCUAGCAAUCCAUUUGUUUUCCUACCUUUUGGCUUUGGUUCACGCAGCUGUAUUGGCCGUCGUAUCGUUGAAAUGGAACUGGAAUUGGGUAUUGCUCGCUUGAUACGCAAUUUCCAUGUAGAAUAUAAUUAUCCCACCGAAAAUGCCUUUAAGUGCCUUUUGAUUAAUGUUCCCAAUAUUCCGUUGAAAUUUAAAUUUACCGAUGUUAAAGAUUGA
Molecule: messenger RNA, 2835 nt
Organism: Musca vetustissima
Lineage: Eukaryota; Metazoa; Arthropoda; Insecta; Diptera; Muscidae
Product: cytochrome P450 CYP12A2-like
Molecular function (GO): oxidoreductase activity, acting on paired donors, with incorporation or reduction of molecular oxygen; heme binding; iron ion binding
Source: RefSeq, a predicted model, not a curated record